Messenger RNA from Talaromyces atroroseus, 2841 nucleotides. RefSeq lists its product as hypothetical. Gene Ontology annotation, biological process: aspartyl-tRNA aminoacylation. Gene Ontology annotation, molecular function: ATP binding; aspartate-tRNA ligase activity; RNA binding. The transcript has a single exon. Bases 1 to 2841 code for a protein of 946 amino acids. The record is from RefSeq and is a predicted model, not a curated record. Gene Ontology annotation, cellular component: cytosol; aminoacyl-tRNA synthetase multienzyme complex; cytoplasm. Lineage: Eukaryota; Fungi; Ascomycota; Eurotiomycetes; Eurotiales; Trichocomaceae.
AUGUCAGGCAUCAGGCGUGCUUUGUCGAAGAUCCGCCCAAAGCAUGACGGCGUGGAUAGUGAGAGCUCCGCCAGCCCUCAGUCUCCCCGCCGCUCGCUGGUGGGCUUUCUACGGGAUCGCGAUGAGAUCUCCUCGUCCGACGACUUGUCCGACGAUUCCUCCUCGGUGCCCAUAAGCAAAAACCAGCAAAAGCGUAUCGCUCGUAAGCAGCAACGCCAGAGCAGAAGUCGCCUCAGCGAGGAACAGAGAACCAGCUCCGAGCAGCGUCGCCAUGAGAAAGAGGAGGAGUUUUCCCGUGAAGAGACCCCCGAAAUGCGUGCGCGCUAUGGUGACCUACCUCUCGUGCAAAGCCAGGAGCGCACUCGCGAGCCGCGCCUUCGAUUGGCCGAUAUCUCAACUGACCUGAUCGAUAAGGAGGUCUUUUUCACUGCCCGUUUACACAUCAUUCGUAAAAUGAGCGCCAAGUUGGUUUUCUUGGUCUUUCGCCAACAGUUGACCACUUUCCAGGGUGUACUCCAUGCCGAAGAGGGCAAGAAAUCCGUUGGAAUGGUCUCUUGGGCAGAGCACUUGCGAACAGGAACCAUUGUUCAAGUGCGGGGUGUCGUGCAGACCCCCGCCGUUCCCGUUUUAGGUUGCACCUAUCAUGAUGUUGAACUCGCCAUUGAACAGCUCCAUGUUGUGGUUCGCCGUGAAGACGCUGUUCCUUUCUCGGUUUAUGAAGCUGAGAUCCGUACCGAAGAAGAAGACCGUGUGGAGGGCCGCUAUAGCCACAUCGCAGAUCGUACUCGACUUUCCAACCGAAUACUUGACCUCCGGACCGGCACCGCCCAGGCUAUCUUCCGCAUCCAGUCUGCAGUCGGUAAUCUGUGGCGAACUGCCCUCGAUGAGCGAGGCUUCAUUGAGAUCCAUACCCCUAAGCUGCAGGGUUCUGCAACAGAAUCUGGUGCAAGCGUCUUCGAACUGGCCUAUUUCGGGCGUUCCGCCUUCCUGGCUCAGAGCCCUCAGUUAGCCAAGCAGAUGGCGAUCGCAUCCGACUUUGGCCGUGUGUACGAAAUUGGUGCUGUAUUCCGAGCAGAGAACUCAAACACCCAUCGACACUUGACUGAGUACACUGGUUUGGAUCUUGAAAUGGCUAUUGAUGAACAUUAUCACGAAAUGCUUGAGACCAUUGACGCCGUGCUGCGCCACAUCAUUACCGGAGUAUAUAGCAAGUACCGUCGCGAGGUCGAGGCCGUAAAACAUCAGUUCCCCUCUGAAGAUGUCGUACUCGCCGAAAAGACGCCAGUGAUUCCGUUCGUAGAAGCAGUCAAACUUCUCAAUGAUUCUGGGUGGCGCGGCGAGGACGGUGAGUUGAUUCCGGAAGACGAGGAUUUGCACACUCGCGAUGAGAUUCGAGUUGGAGAGCUGGUGAAGGAAAAGUAUGGCACCGAUUACUAUAUCAUCGACAAAUUCCCUGUCUCCGCUCGCCCGUUCUAUACUAUGCCUGACCCUCACGACUCCCGCUUUACCAACUCCUUUGAUAUGUUCGUCCGCGGUCAGGAGAUUGUCUCCGGUGGUCAGCGUAUCCAUGACCCUACCAUGCUAGAAGAGAACAUGAGAAAGGCCGGUAUUAAUCCGAGUCAGAUGGAGGACUACGUCGAAGGAUUCCGAUGGGGAGCACCGCCCCAUGCUGGGGCUGGUGUCGGUCUUGAGCGUUUCGUCAUGCUUCUUCUGAAACUGGGUAAUAUCCGGCUAGCUUCGCUCUUCCAUCGCGAUCCUAAGAGCUUCCCGCCCAAGCCCCCGGUGGUUGAGCUUCGCCACCCUGAAUCUUCUACUAUUGAACCACCAUGGCAGAAGGAUGAUCACGACCGCACCCAUAGAGCUGCUAGUGAUGACGAAUAUCAACCUCUCGAGCACUUGAUUGCCAAUUACGGCGAUGCGACAUCUACAUCAUGGAUGGAUGAUCGGUAUCAAAUCUGGCGAGAUCCUAUCACCGGUGCUGCAAUUUCGUACAUCCCGAGUCACAGCUAUGCUAUCAUUCCUGGCGAUCCACUGUGCGAUCCAAGUCAGUACACUCGUGUUAUAAGUGCAUUCUUGCAUUGGCUGAAACGUGAAACCAAACUAAAACCCAUCUGGAUUUUGAUUUCUCCUCCCGUCGAGGAGUUGUUAGGAGAGAAGCUGGGGUGGCGAAGUCUGUCGUGUAUUGCCGAGGAGCGUGUAGACCCUGCUCGAAAUCUUAUGGCGUCCGAUAGUGAAGUUGCCCGAAAGAUUCGGCAUGCCGAAAAUGAGGGCGUAAAGAUCACGGAGGUUCCGCGCGGUGAAUUACCGUCGGAGGAGGUUAGAGCGAAAAUCGACAAACGUAUUGAGGACUGGCUGUCCAACCGCAAGGGGACUCAGAUCCAUCUCUCAGAGAUUGUUCCCUGGCGCGACUACGAACAUCGUUGGUACUUCUAUGCCAGCGACAAAAACGGUAAUAUUGGAGCAUUCGUUGCGCUGGCCACCCUGGCACCCCGACAGGGGAUGCAAGUCAAGUACAGUCUGGACUUCCCAGACGCACCGAGCGGUACGAUUGAAUAUAUUUCCACGCACGCCAUCCAGACGGCUUCCAGAUCAGGAAUCAAGUCACUCACGUUUGGUGCUGGUGCUACGGAUCGCCUGACGCCGGGUCAUCACAUGAAGGGCGGGAAGGUGCGCAUUUUGCAGCAUACAUACGAAGCCGUGGUCAAGCAAUUCCACUUGACACGGAAGAGCGAGUUCCGUAUGAAAUUGGGAGCUCGCGAGGAGCCCUUGUACAUUGCUUACCCGCCUCAUGGUUUGGGAUCACGUGGCAUCCGUGCAAUUAUGAAUUUCUUCGAAGACUAA